Uranotaenia lowii is the source of this 2831-nucleotide messenger RNA. Its product is annotated as protein regulator of cytokinesis 1-like. Gene Ontology annotation, cellular component: spindle; cytoplasm; mitotic spindle midzone. Gene Ontology annotation, molecular function: microtubule binding. NCBI's taxonomy places the organism in Eukaryota, Metazoa, Arthropoda, Insecta, Diptera, Culicidae. Bases 208 to 2406 code for a protein of 732 amino acids. The transcript has 5 exons. Gene Ontology annotation, biological process: mitotic spindle midzone assembly; microtubule cytoskeleton organization. The record is from RefSeq and is a predicted model, not a curated record.
CACGCUCUCAAAUAGCGAUGAAAUUUUCGAAUAGCAACGCGCGUAACGGGUAGAGAAUAGUUUUUUGUGUAAAUUUGGCGUUUUAUUCCAUAUAAAUUACGCGCAGUGAGUGGUAAAAGGAAUAAAGUGAAUGGUUAAUGUGUUAUUUGUAAGAUAUUGAUUUCUAAACACUUGGGAAAUUGGAAAAUAUCGGUGGGUAUCGCCCGAAUGAAUGACUCCUUGGAAAUGGAUCGAAUGGACGAAAUCGAGCAAACCGUGACUCGACAAGCCCAGGAUAUAGUUUAUAGUUCGAUUCAUCGGGUGCGGCAGCUGUGGGAAGAAAUUUUCGAUGAACAAAUUUUCCAGGAUCAUAUGAUCCGGCUUCCGGAACACAUUCAAACGUUUUUCGACGAGGUGUAUGAGGAAAGCGAAAACCGGAAGCUGAACAUUUUGAAAACCAUCGAAGAGCUCAAACAGGAAGCAGCCAAUUUGAAAAGACUACUGCGGGAAGAUAUCGCGGGGGACGAUGUCGAACCGGAGCCGGGCAUUCCGCUGCGAUUGGUGCAGAUUCAGCUGGAUCAAAGCUUGGAGGUGAUGCGCGAGAAGCUAAGGCUUCGCCAUGACCAUAUCGAUGAGUAUUUACUGGAAGAGGAAACUUUGUGCGAGGAAUUGGGAGAGACACCACGUUUGCUUAGUAAGGAUCCCCUCCCAUCGGAGGCUGAAAUGUGUGAAUUUCGAUCCUAUCUGGACAAUAUGCGUGCGGAAAAGCUGCAAAGAUUUGACGAAAUAGCUUCCAUGAGGCGGGAGAUCAAAAUAAUGAUGAGUCAGCUCGAGAUUGUCGCCCAAUCGGAACGCCAGGACGAAUUGAUAAACGCUAAGAAUUUCCCUCCGACUCGAUACAAUUUGACCGAACUGAGACAUUUGCACGAACUAAUUUGUUCUCAGUACGAAGAUUUGAAAGAUAACAUUGAUCGUAUUCGAGAUAAGCUGCAAAACCUGUGGAGUUAUUUGGCGGUUAGUCCUUCGAAAAUCAAACGAUUUGAUAAAUACAACGAUUACACACAGACCACGUACGACAAGCUUUUUACGGAAUUAGACCGCUGCGAAACUUUGAGACGAGAAAACAUUCAAGCUUUUGUUGACCGUGCCCGGAUGGAAAUUGUAGAAUGGUGGGAUAAAUGUUUGAAGUCUAAUGAUGAACGGUCCAGGUUUUCCACAUUCAAAAGCGAUGUUUACAACGAAGAUCUACUCACGUUGCAUGAGAUGGAACUGAAUGAUUUGAAGGAAUUCUACCGCAACUAUGAAACGAUUUUUCAGCUGAUAGAACAACGCCGCGAGAUGUUUGAAAAAAUGAUUAAACUAGAGCAAAAAUCAAAUGAUCCUUCACGGUAUAAUAACCGAGGCGGUAAACUGUUGGAGGAAGAAAAAGAACGCAAACGAAUAUGUAUUCAGCUGCCGAAGAUAGAAAAUCGUUUGCUAGAAGCUUGCCACAGCUACGAACAGGAGAACAAACGAAAGUUUACAGUCUUCGGGGAACCGGUUGACGAAAUGAUUCAAUCUCAAUGGUCCCGGCACAGAGAAGGUAAAAUGAUGACUUCUAGUGCUCGAAAAAAAGCAAACAUGGCAACUCCCACAACUUCCAACCGUACGGCACUUGUCCGAACUCCUAGAACGGCAGACGCAACCGCUAAACAUACCAGUCUUUCCAGUCGGGUACGAUUGGCUAUGGCAAAUGAUCCAACAAUGAAGAGCACCUCUGUCAGCAAACAACUGUCCUCAUCGAAAAUGUCCUCUUCUGCUCUGAAGAGAAAGCUCCCGUCCCCCAAAACGGGCGCUGUCAAACGGUCUCUUCUAAAAGAUCUCAAUAACAGCCCCCAGCAGGGUUUUCUGAAACCGACGGCUCUAACUUCGGCGAGUAAGGGUCGUCUCCUGUUGGCUUCGAAAUCGCCGGGUAAAAUCCCAACCAUCAAGGUUUACGAAACCAAGAAUGGAGGAUCGGUGGCCCAAAAGAGGCGUUCUCGACGCAAGUCUCAGAAUCGUUCACGUCGUAGUGUUUCAAGAGCGAAACCUGAUAUUAUUAUCACACCAAGCUCGGAAACAACCGUUACAUCCGAAUCCGUGUCAUACGAACAUUUUGAGAACUUCUUCGAGCACAACACCCCCAAUCGAUCAUCGCUAAUGCCACCGGACCGAAAAGCGGCCGCUGCCGCAGGAUCACGUGGCAAUCCUCGUCGAAAUCUGCGGACCAACGGAACCGUUGCCAGUACCCAAUCUACACCGUCCCGAAUUACCUUCCGGAACCCGACAGCUUCGUCCACGAUGCUAGGCUCCACCAUGCUUCGUUCGCCGUCCGGAUUCCUGGGCAAUACCACAGCCAGCGGAAAGAAACUGAUGCCCAACUCGAAAAAUUGUCCCAUCAUCUUCUGAAUAUCUGAAAAGCUAGUGAGUGAAGGUAUUAACUUAAUUUUCAACGUUAUUAAGAUAUUACUGUAUUUUUAUGUUUAUUUGAUCACGAGCUUUAUCCUUUUUCUGUUCAGAUUGUUCCGUAAGUUUUGAACCAACCGUCACAGUUUUAAUUGUUUGAUAGUCAAUUUUUGGCAAUUUUAUUUCUUUUAUGUUGCAAUUUUAACUAUUUCUCAGAAUACAAAAUGGACGCUCUCUAGAGUAUAAAACGAUAAAAAUAUAUUAAACGCUUCUAGUAAUAAAAAUGAACGAUGUGGGAGCUUCGAGUAAUAGACAAGUUUCGUGGCUGGUGAGGUAAGAAAUUUAUCUAAUAUAUUUUUGUACAAAUUAACAGCAUAAAAUAGUGGUUUUAAGUAGCAUCUAAGAAUAAAUCACAUUCGUUAAAUCGG